AACGGAAGACUUCAAAAUCCGCCAUGUUGGAAAUGGUUAUAAAGACAUGUUGUGUUUUACUAUUAUUUUCAAGUAGAUUAAAUCUACAUCUCUAGAUCUAACUCUUUUUUUUUUUUGCGUUUAGAUCAUUUAGAUCUACUUCUUGGAAGUAAUCUAUAUUUUUUAAAGAGGUUUACCAUUCAUAAUGGAGCUAUUCUUCCCAGAUUCGUAUGUUACGUGUUUGUAACUUAGCAACUGAAGGAUGUCUGUAGUGGUACCUCAGAAGAGCAUGCCUCCACCUGCAGCUGGAGUUACAGUGACUAAGAAUCUAACCGCUUCCACUAAAUUCCCAGCCUCAACUACUCAGACACAAGCACCACUAACACAGAGUGAUCCUAAGGCUAAUUUAGCCCUCGGGACCUCGCAAUCAUUCCAUCGACCAUAUCAGUUUCGCCCCAGAUUUCCUCCAAAUAAAGGGCAAGACGAUGUGUCUGGGUUAAUGUACGAUGGCAAGCGCAUGAGAAAAGCUAUUCAUAGAAAAACUGUUGACUACAAUCCAUCAGUAUUUAAAUAUUUACAGAACAGAAUUUGGCAACGUGAUAGGAGAGAUGAGCAUCAAAUUCAGCCAGAUGCUUUGUAUGCAGUUGAUUUGGUUCCUCCCCCUGCACUUUUAGAACAUCCCAUGAAUUGUGUGACCACCAGAUUUGUCAGAACGUCAACCAACAAGUUCAGAUGUCCUAUAUUCUGUCUGACUUGGACUCCUGAAGGAAGAAGAUUAGUAACAGGAGCUUCGAGUGGAGAGUUUACAUUAUGGAAUGGUCUUACAUUUAAUUUUGAAACAAUUUUACAGGCUCAUGAAACAGCAGUGAGAGCGAUGCGAUGGAGUCACAGUGAUGGCUGGAUGGUGACAGCUGACCACGCAGGCUAUAUCAAAUACUGGCAAUCCAAUAUGAACAAUGUCAAGAUGUACCAGGCGCACAAGGAGCCCAUUCGAGGCAUCAGUUUUUGUCCAUCCGACACUAAAUUUGCAUCAUGCUCAGAUGAUGGGACUGUUCGAAUAUGGGAUUUUAUGAGAUGUCACGAAGAAAGAAUUCUCCGAGGUCAUGGAGCUGAUGUUCGAUGUGUUGACUGGCAUCCACAAAAAGCUCUCUUGGCUUCAGGCAGUAAAGAUAAUCAGCAGCCUGUCAAGCUUUGGGAUCCCAGAACUGGAAAUAGCUUAGCAACAUUACAUGCUCACAAACACACUGUGAUGGAUCUCAAGUGGCACAUGAAUGGGAACUGGAUGUUGACUGCCUCAAGGGAUCAUUUAUUGAAACUGUUUGAUAUUAGAAAUUUAAAGGAAGAGUUACAGACCUUCAAAGGGCACAAAAGGGAGGCAACUGCCAUUGGAUGGCAUCCUAUCCAUGAAGGGCUGUUUGUUAGUGGCAGUGCUGAUGGGGCUCUGAUGUUUUGGAUGGUUGGAUGUGAUCAUGAAGUGGGAGCCAUGGAGGAAGCUCAUGAAGGAAUGGUCUGGAGUGUAGCCUGGCACCCUCUUGGACACAUCCUAGCUUCUGGGUCGAAUGACCAUGCAACAAAAUUUUGGACAAGAAAUCGACCUGGAGAUGAAAUGAGAGACAAAUACAAUCUGAAUACUUUACCGAUGGGAAUGAUGGAACAGGAGUUGUUAGAAUACAGUCAGGAAUCUACAGUACCUAACCUACCUGGGAUGGGGCUAGAACAUGGACUGCCUGAACACUUACAGGUUAAAGAUGAAAAACAAGAAGAGAAUGAUCUUCCGUCGAUUCCUGGUCUAGAUUGGGAGGAAGAUGCUGCACUGCUUAAAGCUGAGGAGAAAGCAUCGCAGAAGAAGGUGCCUUACGCCAGACCUGUGCCCAAGAUGUUUGAACAAGCUUGGACAGGAGAGAUUGAUAUGGAACAGCUGAAGAAGGAACAGCAACAGCAGCAACUGAAGGCUCAGUUCAUGCCUCCGUCUCAGUCCAGCUUGCUCUUAGCCCAGCAGGUCAUUGGAGCUGCCAUUGCUGGGACACUGCGCCAGCAGCUAGCUGCCAGUGAAGGUGGCCGCAUGCUACUGCCAGGUGGGCCACUGAUGUUGGGAGGUCCAAGGAUGAUUAUUGCCCCAGGGCAGCCCGUUAUUGGCCCACGUGCAGGACAAAUGCUGCUCAUUCCCAGUGGGCCAGGUUCAGGAGGCCGACCUUUGGGCCCAAAUAGCACACAAGCAAAUACAGAUCUCCAAACUAGCCAGCAGAUACUGGCCACGACAAUGAGUAUUAUUAACAGUAAUUUGCAAGCGGCUAAUGCUUUAGGGCAACAAGUUGGCAAUGCAAUAGGGCAACAAGUUGCUAAUUCACAAAUAAAUAACAAUCAGCCAGCAGGUCAGAUAAAUAACCAAGGUCAAAUGAGGAUGCCUCAAGGACCUGGUCAAAUGCAUUUAAGGCCUCAGAUGUCUCAAGGACAAAAUGUGGGUCAAAGAUCUCAAGACAACCAGAAUCCAACACACAAUGAAGGUUCACAAAUGAAUAUUCGACAAACAGGGUCACAUUUUGGGCAGAACCAGCAAAAUAUGAAUGCUGAAGGUAUGGAUAAAGAUGAAAGAUUUCAAGGGCAAGCGCCAAUGGGAGAUCCAAACCUAGAAGAGAUGGAUCAUGAUUAUCGCCAUCCAGUAUACAAUGGCCCUGUGGCUGCAGAGGACGAAGACUACAGAAUGAAAGGAAGCAAUAACAGAAGCAUGACUGAUUUACGAGGGGGCAUCGACCCCAGGAACCAACCCAACGUAGAAGCAGACUAUCAGGAAGGGGACUACGGGGACACUGACGAACGAGGGUUAGACACGGGGGAUUAUGAUCACAGGAGUUAUGGGCAGGGUCGAGGUGGCGGGAUUAUGCACGGCCGAGGAAACUUGCAUGCUAGGGGAGGUAAUCUGCCCCUGCGUGACAAUAGAGGCUGGGAUACGUAUGAGGAAACAGAGUACCCAGAUGAAACGUGGGACGGUGGAGACUUUGGGAAUUACGACGAGAAUUACGAUGGCUAUGAAGAUGAGUACAUGGAGCAGGAGUAUGGAGGGGACCCUCGAGGGAGGAAGAGGCCUUGGGAUGAGGGCCCAGGUCUUCACAGAGGAAUGGGCCCAAGAGGUGGGGCCCACUGGGGAAGGGAGAUGCGAAGCAGGGGACGGCCAAAUUUUCGAAAUGUCAGAGGAAUGAGACCAGGGGCUUUCAGAGGUCCAAGGGGGUGGAUCCGAGGUGGGGAGAGAGGCAGGGGAGGCGAGAGAGGUAGAGGCGGUCACAGAGGUAGGGGGAUGGAUCCAGGCUGGUGAAAGAUAAAAGCUUUUCAAUAACAUUUAAUUUCUUAAUCAAAAUGCUUGUGCCUGCUAAAUGACAGAAGUAGGCUUAAGUUACUCUGCUGAUAUGGGAGCCUACUUUCAAUUCAGUUUGAAUGGGUUGUGAAGUGUGAAUGAUAAGAUUUUUACUUGAGUAGCUCUCCUAAGUUUAUACUGAAAUAAAAAAGUGCUAAGUUCAUACACUUGUUGGCUAUGUAAAAUGUUAAUCUCUAGUGAUACUUCAGAAUGCAAGUUAGUGAGCUACUAACAUGAGCAAGAAAAGCUGUAAUGUUUAGAAAGUAUUUCACUUUUCUAUAAUCAUGAGAAAAGUAGUACAAUCACUGUAAUACGGAAGAUGAUGUCUUUGAUUGACUUUUAUCUCUAUUAUAUAUAUAUUUAAUGUUUACCGUUGGGUUUACAAUGUAUUGCGAAUUCUAUUUUCAUUCGGAUGUAUGUUAGUGUUUCUCAACCAUUCUCAUCUGUUCAAACCAAAAACACCCCUGCUGAAUAGUUCCAUUUGUUCAGACGGCAAAAUAUUCAUGUCUAGUAAAACCAUUUCAUUUUUGAUGAUUUUUCUUAUUUGAUUUGUAAAUGUUAAAAUGUAAAUGAUGUUUACACAAAUUAAACAUUCUGCUUCUUUCAUCA
Molecule: messenger RNA, 3937 nt
Organism: Biomphalaria glabrata
Lineage: Eukaryota; Metazoa; Mollusca; Gastropoda; Planorbidae
Product: pre-mRNA 3' end processing protein WDR33-like
Exons: 15
Coding region: 242-3289 (1015 amino acids)
Cellular component (GO): mRNA cleavage and polyadenylation specificity factor complex
Molecular function (GO): protein binding
Source: RefSeq, a predicted model, not a curated record